CCUCUCUCUCCCAAUCCCAAAUAUCUCUUGCACUUGCUUCUCCCUUCACUCACGCCACGACAAAAUCUGCUUCGCAAGUCAGAUAGAGAGCAGCACGCCGUAGCGCAGACGCACUAAUCGACUGCACCUUAUCCAUCAAGUUCGACGCGAAAGUAGAAGAUGUCGGGCCUAGACGUAGAGGCGUUGCUUGACGCCACCGCGAAAAGCUCAACCGAAACCAAGACACACGAUGUCGACGAACGUCCUAAUGGCGACCGCCCCGAGCGCAAGGAGCGUGAUCGCGGCCGCGAUGGGAGCCGUGACAGAGACUACGAGAGGCGUCGCCGAGACCGCGAGCGCCGCGACCGGAGCACGACACGAAGCCGUCGCGGAACCCCGGACGACGUCAAGGCAUCCACCCCUCGGAGCGACGCUGGUAGCCACAAGAGUAGGCGGAGAAGCAGAAGCCGCGAUGAUGACCGCCGUCACUCACGUCGUCACAGAGGAGAUGGUGAUUACUACAGAGGCGGACGAGCCCGCUCCCGCUCUCGCUCGCCCCACCGCUCUUACCGCUCAUCCCGCGAUGACUAUCGCGAACGCCGCGACCGCUCCGAUCGCUACUCUGGGGACCAUCGCCGGGCAAGGGAUGAUGAUCGUCCCGAGACUUCUUCCAAGCGUGAGGCUACACCACAACUUACUGAAGAUGAACGGGAUCGCCGCACUGUUUUUGUCCAGCAGCUCGCCGCCCGUCUUCGCACACGCGACCUGAAGGCGUUUUUCGAAAAGGUCGGCCCUGUCACCGAGGCCCAGAUUGUCAAGGAUCGCAUCAGCCAAAGAUCCAAGGGAGUCGGUUACGUUGAAUUCAAGAACGAGGACUCUGUCACCCAAGCGCUUCAACUUACCGGGCAGAAAUUGUUAGGUAUCCCUAUCAUUGUUCAGAUGACGGAGGCCGAAAAGAACCGACAGGUUCGCACCACCGAAACAACAAGCGCCCACCCCAACUCGAUCCCCUUCCACCGGCUUUAUGUUGGCAACAUUCACUUCAAUGUCACCGAGCAGGAUUUGCAGGCCGUCUUUGAACCCUUCGGCGAGCUUGAGUUCGUCCAGCUCCAGAAAGAUGACAAUGGACGCAGCCGAGGCUAUGGCUUCGUACAAUAUCGCGAAGCCAGCCAAGCCAGGGAGGCCCUUGAGAAGAUGAACGGAUUUGAUCUUGCCGGUCGCCCGAUUCGCGUUGGCCUCGGAAACGAUAAGUUUACCCCUGAGAGCACUGCCAACAUAUUGCAGAGAUUUCCUGGUCAAAACCCACAGUUUCAGGGCUCUGCAUUCUCUGGCGCGGGCGGUCGCGGCCCCCAGACGUCGGCAUUCGACCGUGCCGGUGGACGAGACAGCGAGAAGUCUGGCGGCGCUAGUGCACUCGACGACACCGACGUCGCAGGCGUCAACUUUAACAACUACAGCCGUGAUGCCCUGAUGAGAAAGCUUGCCAGGACUGAUGAUGCUUCCAACGGAGUAGAUGAGCGACAGGUGCUGAAGCCCAAGACCGAGACCAAGCCACUUCCCGUCAACGUCAAUAUGGCCAGCCGAUGCGUUGUCCUGCACAACAUGUUCGACCCAGAAGAGGAAGAAGGCGACGAAUGGGUCAAGGAAUUGGAGGAUGACGUACGGCAAGAAGCCGAAACCAAGUACGGCCGUGUCGUCCACAUCUCGGUCGACCCGAACUCCAAGGGCGAUAUUUACCUCAAGUUCGACAAGGUCCAGGGCGGCGAGAACGCCAUCAGAGGUCUCAACGGCCGCUACUUCGGAGGCAGGAUGAUCGACGCGUCGCCUGUUGUAGAUGCCGUCUACAGCAGUUUGUUCUCUCGCACACGAGCGAUCUGAAAGCUAAUACAUGGCCUCGAGAAGCAUCGUCUAGGAUCCCCAUACAAGCCGAUGUCCUCCGUUUCCAUUCCGUUCUUUUAGGCGGAGGCUGCGACACGAGGGCUCGUGUUCCUUGUUCUUGGUUGUCAGUUGUCUAGCCGAGUCUUUGUCGCGACGGAGAACAAAGGUCUACCCCAACAACACUGGAGAGCGAAUCCACUCCACACUGAUUAUCUGCAGAAAACUUUUUUUUGAUCGCACAUGCCAAUCAUUUCUGGCUGAUACUUUGUACCUUAGGUUGUUUCCUUUUAACGCCCCCCUCCUUUUACAUGCGGAGCGCGUAUGACAGGUUGCCAAAAACGGUGUCUGGGUAAGGAACAAGGAAACUGUAGUUCAUGAAAGCUAGCCUACUUAGGUAUUGAAACUGUUCUUAGUAUACGUUGUGCCACUGGUAAGCUAGCUGGCUUUGCCUAUCAAACUGCCUGGCCUUCUGUUUAUUUUAUUAUUAUCAUA
This is a messenger RNA of Colletotrichum destructivum, 2349 nucleotides long. RefSeq names its product Putative RNA recognition motif domain, splicing factor, RBM39, splicing factor RBM39, linker. The transcript has 5 exons. The record is from RefSeq and is a predicted model, not a curated record. Gene Ontology annotation, cellular component: nucleus. Gene Ontology annotation, biological process: mRNA processing. Lineage: Eukaryota; Fungi; Ascomycota; Sordariomycetes; Glomerellales; Glomerellaceae. Gene Ontology annotation, molecular function: U1 snRNP binding; RNA binding. The coding region runs from base 160 to 1857 and encodes 565 amino acids.